GUGCUUUCUGAUUCCUUUUGGGAUAAAGUUCACAACGUCGUUUCCUUCCUGCAUCCGAUGUACAAGGUCCUACGAGCCGUAGAUAAUGAGAUGUGGCCUUCGAUGGGGUCGAUGUAUGAGCUUGUGAGAAUUAUGAGAGAGGGGAUAAUGACUGCAAUCCCCACUUCGUAUCAGUGGGUGAUCAAUAUCAUCGAUCGUCGAUGGACUGGGACUAUCGAGCAUCCACUCCACCAAGCUGCAUACUAUCUGAAUCCCAAAUUUCAUUAUAAACGUCGGCUCCAUGAGAAUCGAGAUUUGACGAUGGCCGUUCACGAGGCGUUCGAACGAUUGUUCCCAGAAUCAACAGCGCAAGCAGAUUUCGGUAACCAGUUAUUGCGGUUUAGGGAUGCGAGGGGUACGUUCUCAUCCAUACUAGCAAAAGCAUUGAUUGAAACGAUGAUGUCGUGUGAGUAUGGUAACAUAAUUAGGUAAUUGCAUUUUUCGUUUAAACUUCAAACUAAAACAAGUUCCUCAUGGAUAUAUAGGUGAGUGGUGGGCGAUGUACGGAGUCGACACGCUCACACUGCAGUUAUUGGCAGUCCGUGUUCUCGCACAGACUGUAUCCUCACCUUGUGAGAGGAAUUGGAGCACAUGGUCACUCAUACACACCAGCAAGAGGAACAGAUUGGCAUAUGAGAAGUUGCAAAAGCUCGUUUACUGCCAUUAUAAUAUGAAGUUAAGAGAGAGACAGUUGCGGAUAGACCGAGACAUGGAGGAAAAUCAAGACCCGUUAGACCUGUUGUGUAUAGGUAACAUGGCACAGAUAGGUGAUGAUGAUGAUGACCCACUUUAUGAGUGGGUCAAAUCAGUUGAUUUAAAUGAUGCGGAGGGAGGCCCUGCUCCAUAGGUAGCUGAGGGAGCAGCGGCUCUGGGUAUCGAUGUCGAUCAGGUAGUAGAGGAAUAGAAGGUGGACACAGACUCCUUUGAUCCUUUGGUGAGGAGUUCGGCACAUUCCAAAAAGGGUGAGGAAGCAUCUUCACGGCCCCCUCCUCAUCAUCAAGUCGUAGUGAGUGAUGAUGAUGAUGAGACUCAACCCCCACUUGACACUGGUCCUGGGGACGACGACGACGACGACGACGGUGAUGAGGGAGGGGACAG
This is a messenger RNA of Magnolia sinica, 1137 nucleotides long. RefSeq lists its product as uncharacterized. Lineage: Eukaryota; Viridiplantae; Streptophyta; Magnoliopsida; Magnoliales; Magnoliaceae. The transcript is spliced from 3 exons. Bases 58 to 471 code for a protein of 137 amino acids. The record is from RefSeq and is a predicted model, not a curated record.